Messenger RNA from Trichoderma atroviride IMI 206040, 1128 nucleotides. The record is from RefSeq and is a predicted model, not a curated record. Lineage: Eukaryota; Fungi; Ascomycota; Sordariomycetes; Hypocreales; Hypocreaceae.
AUGGCCAAACUCUCUUCUCCGACUGGAACCAAAUCUGUCUCUCGAUGGAUUAACCAAGUAUCUGCUCUUGCGCUUAGAGCCGUGCGAACUGUUACACAAGAAGCUGGUCAUGGCAAGGCCGAGGUAGAAAUCAAGCCAAAUGCUCAAACGUUGCGCCAAUACAACACAAACACCACGGGCGACGACCUGCUAAAAGAUCUCUCGGGAGAAAUCCAGGGCAAAGUCAUUGUGACAACCGGUGUCACUCUGGGCUCGCUCGGCGGCACUUUUGUUCAGACCAUAGCCAAAGCUCAACCUGCUGUUCUGAUCCUUGCGGGACGCAACUUGGACAAGGCGCAAGCAACCGCUGAUGCCAUCAAGACGGCUCAUCCCAAUAUUGAUGUUCGCAAGGUUCAAUUAGACCUCGGCUCUUUCGCCGCAGUGCGCGAGGCUGCUGCUACCAUCAACUCUUGGACAGACAUGCCUCAUAUUGAUGUCUUGGUCAAUAAUGCCGGUAUAAUGGGCACGGAUUUCAAGCUCACAGUUGACGGCUAUGAAGAACAAUUCGCAAGCAACCAUCUCGGCCAUUUUCUUUUCACCAAUCUAAUCAUGGAUAAACUCUUGGCUUCUAAAGCACCAAGAGUAGUUGGCAUUUCUAGCGAAGCGCAUCGUCUCAGCCCCAUUAGAUGGAGCGACUAUAAUUUCAGUGACGGCGAGUCGUACGAUAGAUGGCAGGCAUACGGACAAUCCAAGACGGCCAACAUUCUCAUGUGCCUUGCUUUGGCGGACAGACUAGGGGCAAGCCACGGUUUAACGGCUUUUAGUCUUCAUCCAGGCGUUAUAGCGACUAAGCUGGUUGAGCAUUUUGAUUUUACGGUUGCAUUGCCAGAAAUGACGGCUCUCGACAAAUCCCUUGGAAACAUCAUAUGGGAUGAAAUCCCAUGGAAGACUCCUGAGAGAGGUGUGGCCACUCACAUCUACGCUGCUUUUGAGCCCAGUUUGAAAGGGUAUAACGGCGAAUAUUUGCAAGAUUCCCGUAUUUCAGACCCGUACACAGAUACUGUUAGGCCGUGGGCUACGAGCAGAGUAGAGGCAGAUCGUCUCUGGAAGCUGAGCGAGAAGCUUGUUGGACAGGAAUUCUCGUACUAG